Messenger RNA from Bradysia coprophila, 1956 nucleotides. It is a transcript of the gene Hs3st-B, whose product is annotated as Heparan sulfate 3-O sulfotransferase-B. The record is from RefSeq and is a predicted model, not a curated record. Gene Ontology annotation, molecular function: [heparan sulfate]-glucosamine 3-sulfotransferase activity. Lineage: Eukaryota; Metazoa; Arthropoda; Insecta; Diptera; Sciaridae.
GCACAAAAAUUAAAUUAAUUGGCGGAUUCUGUGAAAACUAAAGAGACUGUAGAAUCUGUUCUGUGGAUGUUUGGUUGUGUGAAAUCAAUUUAAUUCCCGAAAUGUUGUUGUGUAACUUGAGCUAAAACAGAGGAAAUUGUCGUGCUUUUACAUGUAUACUAUUUACUAUUCGUAAAUAAGAAUCCGCAGUUUAUUAGCAAUACAAGAAGAAGUCGGUGUCAUUUGAGUUAUUUUAAAAUGAAAUUAUAAAUUCCCCCUUCGUUUCGUUUGAAUCGUUUCGCUUUGUAUUGAGAAUUCAAUUAACAAUUCUAUAAUGACGAAUUGAGAGUAUGAAAAUAUCUGUGAACUCGUUUUAUGUUUGGGAAAAGAAAAUGUUAAGCCAAAAAGUAUUAGUUUAGCGUGUCGGAACAUUGUUAUUUACAGUAAAAGCUUUCAAUUUCGAUAUUAAAAACGAUAUUAAAAAUGCUGAAAUGGUAUUCUGCAUUAAGCAACCGUACAAUAUCAAUAAUAAUCAUAUUAUGUAUCCUAAUGUUAUACUUAUCAUAUACAUUCAACUCAUGUCUGGUGUCAAGCAUUCAUAGGACUUUCCGAAAGAUUCAAGCACCAGAACAAAAUGUUCUUCCACCUGCCAAAAGUUCCGAUCCAACUCAAGUCAAUAUAUUCGGUUCAAUUGUUCGAAUCGUUCCUUUAACUGGUGCCAUCCAACAUGCUUUCAAUGAAAGCGAUGGAUCGCCAAAAUAUCGUUUUCUUCGACAACAAGGUCUACAGCCCAGUCGCCAUUUACCCGAUACCCUGAUCAUUGGCGUUAAAAAAAGUGGUACCAGAGCUCUGCUCGAAUUCAUACGCUUGCAUCCGGACGUGAGAGCUGCGGGCUGUGAAGUGCAUUUUUUUGAUCGACACUACGCAAAAGGUUUCCAUUGGUAUCGUAAUCAUAUGCCAGCAACGAUCGAAGGUCAAGUGACGAUGGAGAAAACGCCAAGCUAUUUUAUUACUAAGGAAGUGCCACAACGGGUUCAUCAUAUGAAUCCGGGAACUAAGUUGCUGGUUGUUGUUAGAGAUCCUGUGACUAGAGCCAUUUCUGAUUAUACUCAAGCGGCUAGCAAGAAGCCAGGAAUGAAGAAAUUCGAAGAACUGGUGUUCCUCAAUGGCAGCUACGGGGUUUCGGUUAUCGACACAUCGUAUGGCCCAGUCAAAAUUGGAGUAUACGCUAGACAUUUAGAAAGAUGGUUGCAAUAUUUCCCACUCUCUCAAUUAUUAUUCAUAAGCGGUGAACGGCUCAUUGUAGAUCCGGCCUACGAAUUGGGCCGAGUGCAGGACUUUCUCGGCCUUAAAAGAGUUGUCACCGAAAAGUAUUUUUAUUUCAAUUCAACGAAAGGAUUUCCAUGCUUGCUCAAAUCUGAGGCUAGAUCAAGUCCCCAUUGCUUGGGCAAAACAAAAGGUCGAAAUCAUCCAUACAUUGAUCCAAUUGCCAUCGAUCGUUUACGGGACUUUUAUCGACCAUUUAAUAUAAAAUUUUAUCAAAUGACUGGAAUACACUUUGGCUGGUUGUAAACUUUUUAUACGUACAUGUCAAACGCAACAAAUGAAAAAUCAAUUGAAUAGACGUAAAUCGAAGCAAAUACAUUUUUCACGAUAAUCACAACGUGAGAAGCUCUAUCUGUCAGUAUAUUGGGACAUAAUUAAUUGUGCUCACUGUGUAACAGCAAUAUUGUACUUUUAAAACUUCUCCUCGUUACCAGCUAGCACAAAAAAUCUUGUGUCAAGUAACUCUCAGAAAUUUUCUCUCCCCUAAGAAAAGCCAAUUGCAUGCAUAUUACUCAGGUCAUGGGUUAAAGGAGUUCGACUUUUACAAAUAUACCAUAAAACUCUGUACUAUGGCCUGAUAAAAUAUUGAAUUUCAAUAUAAAUUGUUGACACCGAAUUUUUUUUAGAGAAAAUAGAAGACAAGAUAAUAAC